AGACGUUUCUCUCUUUAUAGUUCUACUUUUAUUUAAUUUCUACUCCAUCUCGACGUGUUGCGAGACGGUUGAGGAGACUCGUCAAAAGGGAAGAUGAAGCCGAAGCUGCUCCCGCUGCUGGUCAGUUUGGUGGUCGCCGUCGGGGCUCGGCUCGCAGAGGGGACGGACGUCUGCGGCGGCACCGACGGCGGCACGCUGUCCGCCGUCCUGCGCCGGCCGGUCAACCGCAGCAGCGUCUCCUACGCCGUCAUGUUUGACGCCGGCAGUACGGGGACACGAAUCCACGUCUACGCUUUCCUUCACACCCGAGAAGACGGGCUGCCCGUGUUGGACAAGGAGACGUUCGGGUCAGUGAAACCCGGUUUGUCGGCGCACGUCCACUCCCCGGAGACGGCCGCGCGGUCGGUGGGGACGCUGCUGAAGGUGGCCGAGAGCGCGGUGCCCCGUCAUCGGUGGGCGAACACCCCCCUGAUGCUGAGAGCCACGGCGGGACUCCGCUUGAUGCCCCCCGACAAAGCCCAAGCGCUCCUACGUCAGGUUCAGCGCGUGUUUGACGAGUCGCCAUUUUUUGUGCCGGACAACAGCGUGGCCAUCUUGGACGGCGCAAGCGAAGGAAUCUUUGCGUGGAUAACGGUGAACUUCCUUUCUGGUCACCUUCACGCGCGCAACCAGCAGACGGCGGGAAUCUUGGAUUUGGGGGGAGCAUCCACGCAGAUUACCUUCCUGCCCGAACGCGCGGACUGCAGCGUUGAGAAAGCGGCGCCGGACCACCGCCUCGUCACGGUGGACGUGUUCGACUCCUCUUUUCAUUUGUACACUCACAGUUACCUUGGCAACGGACUGAUGUCUGCGCGACUCUCCACGCUGCGUUCUCAUAGUGCGUCAGGUCCAGUUUUCAAAAGUCCAUGUCUGCCCAAAAACUUCCAGGGCGAGUGGAGCUUCGGCGGGGAAACUUACCAAGUGAGCGGCGACCCAGAAGGUGCAUCCGGUUACAAGGCAUGUUAUGAGAACGUGUUGAAGACGGUCAACAGUAUCACUCGUCAAGCACUUCCUGGUCAUCUUGAAGCGGACCAGACUCUUUUCUACGCGUUCUCCUUCUACUUUGACCGCGCUGUGGACGCACACCUCAUCGACGAGAUCCACGGAGGGAUGCUGAGGGUCCGGGACUUCACGAGGAGCGCCGAGGAGGUGUGCGAGGAGACCAGCGAAGCGGUUUUUCCCGACAGUCCUUUCCUGUGUCUGGACUUGACGUACAUCAGCUGCCUGCUGACGGACGUCCUCGGCUUCGGGGACGACGCGCCGCUGCGGUUGAGCAAGAAAGUAAACGACGCGGAGGCAAGUUGGGCUCUGGGCGCCGCCUUGGAUUACUUUGAAAGCCUCCACGUCCACAUCGCAGGACGACGAUGAGGAGGCGCGUGUGACGUUGACGUUUGCGGAGCGCCACCACAUCUCCGUAGGGGGCGCCCUCUGUCGUCAUGGUGACCAGUUGGUGCGGAGGAGAGAGAACGCUCACAGAAUCCGCCGGACCUGAAGAGACCAUCGCCGGCGGAACUGUAAAUACUCAUGUCAAGGGCUUCUUUGACGCAAGCUCGCACAUUUUGAGAAAGUUCUCAAAAUGUAAGUACUCGUAGAUUAAAAAUAAAAACUUCCGU
Molecule: messenger RNA, 1652 nt
Organism: Syngnathoides biaculeatus (alligator pipefish)
Lineage: Eukaryota; Metazoa; Chordata; Actinopteri; Syngnathiformes; Syngnathidae
Gene: entpd5b
Product: ectonucleoside triphosphate diphosphohydrolase 5b
Exons: 15
Coding region: 94-1407 (437 amino acids)
Biological process (GO): nucleoside diphosphate catabolic process
Cellular component (GO): membrane
Molecular function (GO): UDP phosphatase activity; GDP phosphatase activity
Source: RefSeq, a predicted model, not a curated record